This is a messenger RNA of Miniopterus natalensis, 3886 nucleotides long. Its product is annotated as Friend virus susceptibility protein 1-like. The record is from RefSeq and is a predicted model, not a curated record. Gene Ontology annotation, biological process: response to virus. Gene Ontology annotation, cellular component: Golgi apparatus. Lineage: Eukaryota; Metazoa; Chordata; Mammalia; Chiroptera; Miniopteridae.
UAAGCUUGACAUUUGUAACGUCACCAUGUUUGCGUUAUCUGUGCUCAGUGUUUUGAAAGUAACUUUCUUAUUUCAUCUGCAAUAGUUAGUGCUUGUGUUCCUGAAGUAACAUUUUCUUUUUAAUGACAAUGCCAUUGUCUCCCUUAAUGUUUCCCAGUGUCUAAAUGCUCUUAGCAUGGUCUCUGCCCCUGAAAGUGAGUGGCCUUGAGGCUUGGUUGCAGAGGGACUGGGGCUCCCAUGAUGUUCAGCACUGGGCUCUGAUCACCCCUGAGGACACAGUGCCCCCCAGGACCUUUGACACCUGGGGGUCUGAGGGGCCCUGGCUCUGAGGAAGUGUGGAUGGGGGACGGUGGUUGCCCUGCACCCCACUGACCUGGUCCCCUCCCCAACUCCUUCCUGCAGGUGGUUCCUCCAGGAGUCAGCAGCCCCACCAUCCCUCUUGGUAAGAACAGAAGAGAUACCCUUCUAUUGCAUGUUACAUUUCUGAGGUUAUGAAUUUCUAGUUAAUAAGACAUAAGUUAUGGUAAUGUUGAUAUAGUGAAAGACAGAUGCUGAGCACCCACUCUGAGCCAGGUGCAGUGCUAAGCACUAGUUCCUUCUGCCUCAGUAACCCUGUGAACUGGGCUGUUUGUCCCUGUUCCACAGGUGAGGACCUGUGAGUACAAAGAGAUUCUGCUUUCCCCAUGCCUCAGGGUUUCAGUACACAGAAAGGAUCUCAGGAGUCGAUGGUAGAACUGUUGGAUAUGUCCCAAAUCCAAGAUGCAGGAUUAGAACACGAAUCAAAGCAAAAUAAUCGCAUCACUGGCCGCACACACUGGAUAGUUACUAAAACUUAGGUGGUGUGACGUCCUACAGAUGGCGACUGCAAAGAAAAGAAAAGUUGAUGCAGAGUGUCGAUCUUUCCAAGAGAAAUGGACAAAUGAUUAUUUUUUUGUUGAAGUCAAAGGCAAACCUGUGUGCCUAGUUUGUGGCAGUGCAUUAGCAGUAAUGGAAAAAGCCAAUCUGGAGCAUCAUUACAGUUCAAAACAUGCUCAACUCAAUGAAUUGGGAGGCCAAAUGCGUCUGGAUAAAAUCAGUGCUCUUCAGCGGAGUUUGGAAUCACAACAAGCCGCUUUCACUAGGCCUCCUUGUGACAGAGACAGCGUUAUUCAGACAAGUUAUGUAGUGAGCGAGCUAAUCGCAAAGAAGCUGAGGCCUCAUGUAGAGGGAGAGUUUGUGAAAGAGUGCAUGGUGGCUGCUGCAGAGUUGUUAGCACCGGACAAAGUAAAAUUGUUUCAGAGUGUUAGUUUGUCUCGGAGAACUGUCUCAGAUCGGAUUACUGAUUUAGCACAAGAUAUUGAAAAAACACUGAAGGAUUCUGCAGGAGAUUUUCAGUUUUUCUCUCUGGCUUGUUUUGAGACAACGGACAUAACAAAUACUGCCCACCUGGCCAUUUUUGUUCGUGGGAUAACUGCAGAGUUUGACACACGAGAGGAACUGCUGUCACUGGAAGCCUUGCAUGGCGCUACAAGAGGUGAGGACUUGUUUGAGAGACUUGUUUUAUCAAUGAAAAAGCUUGAGCUAACAUUUGGAAAGUUAAGUGGCCUUACUACAGAUGGAGCUCCAGCCAUGGUUGGCUCGCAGAAAGGGUUAAUUGCAUUUGUCAAGAAAGAACUGAAUCGUCUCAGUCUUGACCCAAGUGAUUUAAUUAUAUGUCACUGCAUCAUACACCAAGAAAGUCUCUGUGCACAGUCAUUGCGGCUCAACAAUGUGAUGUCAACAGUAGUGUCGUGCAUAAAUUUUGUCAAAAGCAGAGGGUUUAACAGCCACCAGUUUAAGGAGUUACUGAAUGAUCUUGACUCUGAGAACGGUGAUCUUGUUUAUCACUGUGAAGUACGGUGGCCGAGUCGCGGGAGCAUGCUCAUGAGGUUUUAUGAACUAAGGGAUGAAGUCAGGCAGUUCAUGGAGAUGAAGGGGAAACCUGUCAGGGAACUUAGUGACAGCACAUGGCUGUGUGAUCUAGCAUUCAUGGUGGACAUCACCAAGUACCUCUCAGAGCUGAACGUCAAGCUGCAGCGCCCCAACCAGCUUCUCAGCUCCCUGCUUUCAAAUGUGAAAUCAUUUGAAGCUAAAUUAAGGCUGUGGAAAGUGCAGCUCGAAAGGAAUAACACAGUGCAUUUCCCCACUCUGGAAGGACAAAAGCCUUCCUCUACGGUUGAAUAUGCUGGUGAAUGUGCGAAACUGACUGAGGCAUUGAAUGAAAGAUUCAGGGACAUAAAAAGUAAACAGAUGGAACUGAACAUCUUUGCUACACCGUUCAACGUGGAACCAGCUGAUGUGCCUGAUAACCUACAGCACGAAAUCAUUCAGCUGCAGAGCGACGACGAGCUGAAAGCGAGGUACAACAACCUCCCACUGCUUGAGUUCUAUAAACGUUACAUCAGCAGUGACGAGUUUCCCACUCUGAGGAGACAUGCAUUGAAAUAUGCAUCUGUGUUCGGAACAGCUUAUUGCUGUGAGCAGUUCUUUUCAAAACUUACCAUCACAAAGAGUCGACAGUGCUCCAGACUGACCGACGCAAACCUGGAAAAGCAGUUGCGAGUAGCAACAUCAUCAAUACCAGCUAACAUCACACGCCUCACCAAAGAGAAGCAGUUCCAGCCAUCACAUUAGGGGGAACCCGUGACCAUGGCCGAGACUGCACUGGUGCCCACCCAGAUGGGGCUGGGAGAACACUACCACACAUACACCGAGCUCCUGGCCAUCUCUCAGCGCUUCAAGCAGAUACCUGAGGAGCCCAUGAUCACCUGGAUCCUGCGGGUAUAUGACCAGGAUGGCUCAGCCCUGCCCCUGAAUUCCCAGGAGUUCCCACUGCUGGGCGACCUGACCCAUGACACCAUCUUCAACUGCCUCUGUAAGGGCCUGCGUGGUGGCAGCAAGACACUGCUCACCUGGCUGCUGCAGGCCUGGCGCCAGCGCUGGAAAUCCUUUGUGCACUUUGAGGUCACCGAGCUGCCCUUCGGGCCGUGGCUCACUGUGGAGCAAGGCAUCCAGCUUGCCCGCCAGUUGGGCAUGCUGGACUGGAUCUACCGCAAGCCUGCAUCUGAUCAGGCGCCAUAGCCUGCGCCCGAUGAUGUGCCCUUCACAAAGGGCCUGCAGCAGCGCCUGCUGGCCCUGGCCAGGUCCUCUGAGCACCGGCUCUCUCUGGGCAGCCUGCUGGUCAAGGGCAUGACAGUGCUGGAGGUGGUGAUGGAGAUCCAGGCCAGAGUCCAGCCCAAGGACCAUCUGGGCUGGCUCCGGAGCCAAGGCAUGUCCAAGGAGAGGGUGGACAAGGAGCCCGCCCAGGUCCCCCUGGAUCUGUACAUCAAAGACAAGCAGUCUCGGCCUCCCAGCCUACAUGCUAGAGGAAUAGAAACUGCUCCUGGGCCCUGGCUAGGAGCCCCUAGUUUCCAGAGCAGCCAGCAGGGCAGGGAGCUGGGACCUCAAGGAGGAGAUGCAAAGCCCCCGGAGAGGCCCCAGGAUGGAAUGAGGAACUGCCCACCUGCUCUUGAGCCUCCUGUGGGCAGGCCACCCCCACAGUUUUUGAGGAGCCCAGGAGAAGAAGGUGUCCUUGCCCCUAACCACCCCAUGAGUGUCACUGGCCAGGAUUGGAGGACAGGAGUGAGCUGGCUGGGCACACAGUGGCUUCUUAGAGACCCCAGCCCACCUCUUACAUUUCAGCCCAAACGGCAUGGUGGGUGGGCACCCGCCUUUCUGCCCACAGGCCCCCAAAGCACUACAAGCCCAGCGGAGAGACCUCAUGGCCCACUACAAGAAGUUUGUACCAUUUUUGUUAUGUUCUGUUUUAUUUAAUGCAUUGUUUUUACUUAACACUUUAAGCAUAUACAGCAUUUUGUUUUUAAGGACA